Molecule: messenger RNA, 939 nt
Organism: Lottia gigantea (owl limpet)
Lineage: Eukaryota; Metazoa; Mollusca; Gastropoda; Lottiidae
Exons: 4
Source: RefSeq, a predicted model, not a curated record
CCACCAGGCCCCAAUGUCAAUAAACAACCAGGCCCCAAUGUCAAUAAACAACCAGGCCCCAAUGUCAAUAAACCACCAGGUCCCAAUGUCAAUAAACCACCAGGCCCCAAUGUCAAUAAACCACCAGGUCCCAAUGUCAAUAAACCACCAGGCCCCAAUGUCAAUAAACCACCAGUGGCAAUUAAUUACCAGGCCCCAAUGUCAAUAAACCACCAGGCCCCAAUGUCAAUAAACAACCAGGCCCCAAUGUCAAUAAACAACCAGGCCCCAAUGUCAAUAAACCACCAGGUCCCAAUGUCAAUAAACCACCAGGCCCCAAUGUCAAUAAACCACCAGGUCCCAAUGUCAAUAAACCACCAGGCCCCAAUGUCAAUAAACAAUCAGGCCCCAAUGUCAAUAAACCACCAGCCCACAAUGUCAAUAAACUACCAGGCCCCAAUGUCAAUAAACAACCAGCCCACAAUGUCAAUAAACUACCAGGCCCCAAUGUUAAUAAACAACCAGGCCACAAUGUCAAUAAACCACCAGGCCCCAAUGUCAAUAAACCACCAGGCCCCAAUGUCAAUAAACCACCAGGCCCCAAUGGUUGGGGUUACCCUAACCCUAACCCUGUCAAUAAACCACCAGGCCCCAAUGUUAAUAAACCACCAGACCCCAAUGUCAAUAAACAACCAGGCCCCAAUGGCAAUAAACUACCAGGCCACAAUGGCAAUAAACAACCAGGCCACAAUGUCAAUAAACCACCAGGCCCCAACGGCAAUAAACUACCAGGCCACAAUGUCAAUAAACCACCAGGCCCCAAUGGCAAUUAACAACCAGGCCACAAUGUCAAUAAACCACCAGCCCACAAUGUCAAUAAACCACCAGCCCACAAUGUCAAUAAACCACCAUGCCCCAAUGGCAAUAAACUACCAGGACCCAAAACAAUACAAACCGUAA